Molecule: messenger RNA, 2351 nt
Organism: Dinoponera quadriceps
Lineage: Eukaryota; Metazoa; Arthropoda; Insecta; Hymenoptera; Formicidae
Gene: Coq9
Product: ubiquinone biosynthesis protein COQ9, mitochondrial-like
Exons: 2
Coding region: 382-2094 (570 amino acids)
Biological process (GO): ubiquinone biosynthetic process
Cellular component (GO): cytoplasm; mitochondrial inner membrane
Molecular function (GO): ubiquitin-protein transferase inhibitor activity; lipid binding
Source: RefSeq, a predicted model, not a curated record
UAUGCAGCUCGCUUCAGAAGCGCGUGCCGAUUCGGGUGCAAUGGCGAUGUUAAAUUCAUUUUACUUGAUGCGAAGCAAACUGUCGACGGCCGAAAGUUUCUCUGAGGAUUUAGACGGGAGGACGAAAAUGCACGUCCCGAGAAGUGACAUCGCAUAUCUGCGAAGGAAAAUCGAGGAAAAGAAAGACGAUCGCUUCUCUCGUUUUUAAAUUUCACUCGGGAGUGUCCUCGGUAGCGAGAGUGGUGGGAUACCAGCGGCCAAAGUUCUUUGCAUCACCGUCCGGUGCAACGUGUGCUUCAUCCUAACCUCAACCUUGGAAAGGAAAAGAACACAGAGAAACAGUUACGUGCGCGAUACAUAUGUUUUCAUGGUAAUUUGAAAAUGUCGGAGACAUUCCUCACGCAUUUCAUCAAACUCCUCGAAGGUUGCAAGACCGAGAAAAUUGUUGAACUGUUCGCAGCAGAGAAGAGUACCACUCAAGAUGCUCUGAAUGUGAUUGUGCGCAUCACCAGUGACUACCUUACGGAUUCGAACUCACGGUCUGAUCUAUUUGAAUGUUGUAAAGCUGUAUUGAACAACAUAGCGGAGACAUGUGACCCUAUCGAGACUACAUUGGAGUUCUUGCAGCACAUGGAAUGUUUGGACAACGACGUCAAGUUCUGUGCCCUCUUGGGGUCAUUGGGUACGUGUAUAAUAAGAGGAAAGCAUACAACCAGUAUCGUCGAAUGGUCGGUCAGCACGAUCAAGUCGUACGUUGAAGAUUUACCUGGUGAGGUCGAGCAAGACAAAGUCAGUCGCAGGAUCAUAAAUGUAUUAGAAAGAAUCACAUCAUUCUUGGAACCAUUGGCGGAAGAGGCGGCAAAGAUGAAUUUUGAAGAUGCCUGUCUGUUCGGGGAUUAUUUUCUGAGUCUCCUUAUCACAUUGUGCGGAAGACCUUUUUGCUAUUUGAGCAAAAGCAUCGUCGAGACAGUUACGUACAAAAAACUCUUAGAAAAGAUCGUGACGUUGGCAGUUAGUUUCACCGGGGAUAUAUUGUAUUUUCUGAAUAUAGUUAGCAAUCGUUGUAGGAACAUCGUCGGUGACAGAUCGUAUCAAGAUGGAAAUACCGAGGACUGCAUACGCGGUAUGCUGUUUGAGUUAAGCGAUAAUGUGUCGGACUUGGCCUAUGCUAAUUUUUAUUACCACGUAAUCACCGAAGAGGCGUUCUGGAAGAACGCACCACAGGUUUACAGACCCCGCUACCUUCUCGAGACGUGUUCGUAUCUUUUCAAAAUACUGCUCGGUAAGAAGCAGGAGAUUUUAGUCUCGAACGGAUUGGUCUUCAUGGAGAAUGUUGUGAAGCGUAUUCGUCCUUGCUCCGUGCCUCUAUACGCGUUGGAAUUGAAGAUAUAUGAGGAUUUGUUUCAGCUGAUCAUCAACGUAAUGGUUUAUCGUAACAUCGACACAGACCGUAAGAAGGCGGUGCGCAUUUUCCAAGAAUACAUCGGGAUAUUUAACAUGGAGGCCAGAUAUUCGGUGAUCUCGCAUUUGUACGACACCGUGAGUGAGCAUUCCGGUGUGCUGAGCUUGAUCACGGGUAUGUUCAAAGCCUCCAUCGUCGAGUGCCUCGACUCGGCCCCUCGGAAUCCCCAUUUUCUCGGCAGAAAUCUGCAACUGAUGUUGAGGAAAAUUUGCAACUUGCCACACGGCAGUUUGUCGGAUCUGGUGGAGAUAUCGGACGAGGUGAUAACGGCGCUGAACUUGUUGCGGUUCUUGCUCAUCCGAGAUAAGCUGAACGAGACCGGCGUCUGGAACAUGAGGGACACCAUCCGAAGUGGCUAUCUGAAGCCGCUGAGAGAAGGGAUAGAUCUGUGCAAGACGCAUUGGAAGGUGAAGGCGAUGGACUUGGAGCGACAGAGGAAAAACGACGACGACGACAUGGAGGUGACGUUGACCGUCGGCGGUGAACAGUUGCCGGUCAUGCCAGUUGCGGAUAAAAUUCUGUUCUGCGAUCAGGCGAUAAAUGGACUGGACAUGAUGGAAAGCAUUCUUGUCCGAGUCAACGAAUGCAUGGAUGGAAUCGAACAAGCGCGAGCAAAUGUGUUAUCUGAGUAGUAGAAACGAUUGUGCCUUACUGAUAAUGUGUUGUAAAACUGUAUGGUAAAACGUCGAAUGUAUGUGAUUGAGCGGGGGAGACCUUUUCUCGUAAAAUUGUGUCUGAUAAAAUGAAUACUCAAUAAAAGGUUCCUCCCCUUAUCUUUCUUCAUCUGUUAUGCGACAAAAGUUCACGGGUGAUUAAUCUUCCCGUUAUAUCUAUUCGCUUCUCCGAUACACACAUGUAUAGAUAACUUUAAAAGUAGAUUGAUUGAUUU